Molecule: messenger RNA, 1134 nt
Organism: Phacochoerus africanus (Common warthog)
Lineage: Eukaryota; Metazoa; Chordata; Mammalia; Artiodactyla; Suidae
Gene: ANKRD7
Product: ankyrin repeat domain 7
Exons: 7
Coding region: 61-1134 (357 amino acids)
Molecular function (GO): protein binding
Source: RefSeq, a predicted model, not a curated record
GCAGUUAGGAGCCCUAGGAACAUCCUGGUCCCACUGAAGGAGACUGCUUCCUGUGCCGCCAUGAAGAAGCUCUUCAACAUAUGGAGAAGGAAGGAUGAGCCUCACAGUUCCUGCUUCCACCUACCCAUAGGCCGGGCCAUCAUUGGUCCCUCCGCAUAUCCAGGCUACAACCUUCGAGAUAAGGGUUUAAAGAAACUUCACCAAGCUGCCGCAGUUGGGGAUUUAGAGAAGGUGAUGAAGUAUCUUCGGCUCAAGAAACAAGAUGUGAACAUGCAGGACAGAGAACACAGAACACCUUUGCACCUGGCCUGUGCUAAUGGAUAUUCAAAUAUUGCAUCUCUCUUACUUGAGAAAAAAUGCAAAGAAAACAUUCUGGAUGGAGAAAGUAGAUCUCCAUUGACUAAGGCAAUACAGUGUGACAAGGAGAGUUGUGCUGCUAUUCUUCUAGAACAUGGUGCAGACCCAAACCUGGUGGAUUUAAAUGGAAAUACUGCUCUUCAUUAUGCUGCCUCUCAUCAAAGAGUCUCAUUAGCUAAAAAACUGCUUGAACACAAAGCUAAUCUUGAAGCUCAAAAUAAGGAUGGGUAUACUCCAUUUUUACUUGCCGUUACUGAAAAUAAUGUGGAAAUGGUAAAAUUUCUUCUAAAGAGUGGGGCAGAUGUGAAUGCUUCAGAUAAAAAUCAGAGAACAGCCCUUAUGAUUGCUCUCAGUAACGAACCAACAAGUUUAAUCAGCCUACUUCUUCAGCAAGAAGUGGACCUAUCUUGCCAAGAUAUUUAUGGAUUUACAGCUGAGGAAUAUGCUUCUUUCAAUGGUUUUACUAUAUACCAUCAAUUAAUUGCUAAUUAUGAAGAGGAGAAGCAAGUUAAACAGAUAUCCACCUCAGUGGACACAAUUUUGGACACUAUAUUUAAUACAGAAGAACUGGAGGAAGGUAAGAAGAUAGAAAAUGAACAGUUUUUUUUAAAUUUGGCGGACUCUUCCUUUACCUGUCUCCUGGAAGGGUUUAUUUGCCUCAUAUGGGAUCCUCCGUGCAGCCUUCUGUGUCUGCCCUGCUGUUCAGUCACUUACAGUGCUUUAUUAUCUGUCUCUUUCCUCCUUGCCUUUUGGAUUGAGAGCCCCAUGAGAGCUUGA